UCUCUCUCUCAUCAGUUCAAACCCUAGAAAUUGGGGACUUUUCCAAUAUCAAAGUAGGGAGUUUGAAUUACUUGCUUAAGGGGCUAUAUUUGCUUAAGCGGAUUUGUAGCAAAGCAACAGCAAGCCCAAAGAGCAAAAUCUGAAGCUUUCAAUUUCAAUGGAGGUUAAGGUGCUUUCAUUUGCCGCUGAGAACCCUCCUCUCCCGGUGCUCGUGGUGGCCAAGCUCGCUGGCAUUUCUCUCUCUAACGACAAAUCUCUACUUGCUGAUUGUCCUCAUCUCUUGCACUUCUCCAAUGGGUUGAAAUUGUAUGGAAAUUUUGCGCUUCUUCGAUAUAUCGGUCCAAUUGCUAACUUGUAUGGUGAGAAUGCAAUUCAAGCUGCCCAGAUUGAUGAGUGGCAUGAGUGCGCACCUGUGCUUUCACAGGGUUCUGCAUUUGAGAAUGCAUGCAAAUAUUUGGAUGACUUUUUGGGAACCCGUAGUUUUUUCGUUGAUCACUCUUUUUCCGUUGCCGAUAUAUUAAUAUGGUCAAGUCUAUUAGAAACUAGGCAAAGAUGGGAAAGUUUGAGGAAGUCGAAAAAGUACCGCAACCUUUCUCGGUGGUUCAAUUCACUAUUAACGGAAUACGGUGGUGCCCUGAAUGAAGUCAUCGCUACCUUCGUUGGCAAGAGAGGCUUGGGAAAGCCAGCAACAACAAAAUCAAAAGGCACUCAAGCCAAUCAGGAAUCAAUGACUGUAAAUGGAGAUGUGUCUGAGAAAGGUAAAGCAGGAAGCAGACCAACAUUUGAAGUAGACCUGCCAGAAGCUGAGGUUGGAAAGGUUCGACUGAGAUUUGCGCCAGAACCCAGUGGAUUUCUUCACAUUGGGCACUCAAAAGCAGCUUUGUUGAAUCAGUAUUUUGCUCAAAGGUAUCAGGGUCAGCUUAUUGUGCGAUUUGAUGAUACAAAUCCUGCUAAAGAAAGCAAUGAGUUCGUGGACAAUCUUCUCAAGGAUAUUGAGACUUUGGGUAUCAAGUAUGAAACGGUUACCUAUACUUCAGAUUACUUCCCUCAGUUGAUGGAAAUGGCUGAGAAUUUGAUUUGCCAGGGUAAAGCAUAUGUUGAUGACACACCACGUGAGGAGAUGCAGAAGGAAAGGAUGGAUGGCAUUGAAUCCAAAUGUAGAAACAACAAUGUAGAGGAGAAUCUAAAACUAUGGAAGGAAAUGAUUGCUGGUUCUGAUAGGGGUCUGCAGUGUUGUGUCCGUGGGAAGCUGGAUAUGCAGGAUCCAAAUAAAUCUCUUCGUGAUCCAGUUUAUUAUCGUUGCAAUCCAAUGCCACAUCAUAGGAUCGGAUCCAAGUACAAGAUAUACCCGACUUAUGAUUUUGCUUGCCCAUUUGUUGAUUCUAUAGAAGGUAUUACUCAUGCACUCCGAUCUAGUGAGUAUCACGACCGCAAUGCUCAGUACCAUCGAGUUCAAGAGGAUAUGGGACUGCGAAAAGUGCACAUCUAUGAAUUCAGUAGGUUGAACAUGGUUUAUACAGUUCUCAGCAAGCGCAAGCUUUUGUGGUUCGUUCAAAAUAAGAAGGUUAAUGGAUGGGAUGAUCCUCGUUUUCCAACUGUUCAAGGAAUUGUGCGCAGAGGUCUUAAAGUUGAAGCUUUAAUACAAUUCAUUCUUGAGCAGGGAGCUUCAAAGAAUCUGAAUCUCAUGGAAUGGGACAAACUUUGGACAAUUAAUAAGAAGAUAAUUGAUCCAGUAUGCCCAAGACACACCGCUGUUAUUGAAGAGCGGCGGGUGUUGUUGACGCUGACCAAUGGGCCUGAGAAGCCAUUCGUUCGCAUCAUUCUGAGGCACAAGAAGUACGAAGGUGCUGGGGCGAAGGCGACUACAUACACAAGGACAGUAUGGCUAGACUUUGUUGAUGCAGAGUUCAUCAAGGUAGAUGAGGAAGUGACCUUGAUGGACUGGGGGAAUGCCAUUGUCAAAGGGAUUGAGAAAGACGAAGAUGGAAACCUCAAACUCAUAGGGGUUUUGAAUCUUGAGGGGUCCUUCAAGACGACGAAAUUGAAGCUUACAUGGCUACCUCAAAUAGAUGAACUACCUAAGCUCUCACUGAUGGAGUUCAAUUAUUUGAUAACAAAGAAGAAGCUUGAAGGAGAGGAUUUCCUUGAUGUGCUUAACGCAUGUACAGAAAAGCAGACUGCAGCCUUGGGUGAUUGCAACAUGCGAAAUCUCAAGCGAGGAGAUAUAUUGCAACUUGAGAGGAAAGGAUAUUUCCGAUGUGAUGUUCCCUACAUCAGGCCUUCAAAGCCUAUAGUUCUCUUUGCAAUCCCUGACGGCAAGCAGCAUAUUGGAUUUAAUUGAUAAGGAAGAGUUCAAAUUCAACUCAUGGAAGGAGAAGGAUUUGACUACUGAGCAGAAAAGCUACGAGAUUGGAGCAACCUGUCAGCUAAUUGGAGUUCAUGGCUUUUGAGGAGAACUAGGAAAUCAGUUUACUUCUACUUGUUACUAUUAGGUCCAAACAUUAGUGUUUUGUAAAGAGAAAUGAGACGUCUAUUUUACUUAUGGAGCCUUAUGUUUUUACAUUAAUGUAUCACACUUGAUAUUAUUUUUAACGUCAUUGGUAUUAUAAAAUGAAAU
Messenger RNA from Prunus mume (Japanese apricot), 2617 nucleotides. The record is from RefSeq and is a predicted model, not a curated record. NCBI's taxonomy places the organism in Eukaryota, Viridiplantae, Streptophyta, Magnoliopsida, Rosales, Rosaceae.